CUGUGGGGGCGCGCGCGGCCUCAUGGGGUUCCCGCAGGAGCGCGCCGGGCGGGGAGCGCGCAGGGCGGAGAGCCGGGCGCGAGCGCCGCCGCUCACCUGCCGCGGGCGCCACCGCGGACGUGCCACGCGGGUGGCCCGCGCUCUUCGGCAGCACCGGAGGAGCCCCCCUCGGUCUGGGCGUGCCAAGUUUGCUGGCUAUCACUGUGGACCGCUACCUCUCCCUGUAUUAUGCCCUGACGUACCACUCUGAAAGGACCGUCACGUUUACCUAUGUCAUGCUGGUUAUGCUCUGGGGAACGUCCAUCUGCCUGGGGCUGCUGCCUGUGAUGGGCUGGAACUGCCUGAGGGAUGAGUCCACCUGCAGUGUGGUCAGACCUCUCACUAAGAACAAUGCUGCUAUCCUGUCCAUCUCCUUCCUCUUCAUGUUCGCACUGAUGCUUCAGCUCUAUGUCCAGAUCUGUAAGAUUGUGAUGAGGCAUGCCCAUCAGAUAGCCCUGCAGCACCACUUCCUGGCCACAUCGCACUAUGUGACUACCCGGAAAGGGGUCUCAACCCUGGCUCUCAUCCUGGGGACCUUUGCUGCGUGCUGGAUGCCAUUCACGCUCUAUUCCUUAAUCGCCGAUUACACCUACCCCUCCAUCUACACCUACGCCACCCUCCUGCCCGCUACCUACAAUUCCGUCAUCAACCCUGUCAUAUACGCCUUCAGAAACCAAGAGAUCCAGAAAGCCCUCUGCCUCAUUUGCUGUGGGUGUAUCCCUUCCACACUGUCCCAGAGAGCACGGUCUCCCAGCGAUGUGUAGCAACCUUCCUCCACCAACCACUCCACUGCCCAGGAUGGCUAGUGCUCUCCUCUUCUCAGUCCUUGGCACUGGAUUCUCACAAGCAGAAGCAAUGGCAUCAGCCAGAUAAGCGAUGACAGUGGAAACCAUGUCACCAGUGUUAAAAACAAAA
Molecule: messenger RNA, 954 nt
Organism: Phodopus roborovskii (desert hamster)
Lineage: Eukaryota; Metazoa; Chordata; Mammalia; Rodentia; Cricetidae
Gene: Gpr12
Product: G protein-coupled receptor 12
Exons: 2
Coding region: 276-803 (175 amino acids)
Biological process (GO): G protein-coupled receptor signaling pathway
Cellular component (GO): membrane
Molecular function (GO): G protein-coupled receptor activity
Source: RefSeq, a predicted model, not a curated record